Molecule: messenger RNA, 985 nt
Organism: Triticum dicoccoides
Lineage: Eukaryota; Viridiplantae; Streptophyta; Magnoliopsida; Poales; Poaceae
Exons: 1
Coding region: 1-765 (254 amino acids)
Source: RefSeq, a predicted model, not a curated record
AUGAGUUGCCUAAAAGAAGUUCCGACACUCAGAGGUGACAACCACACUGAGUGGAGGAAGAAAGUUGAACUGGCAUUUAUUUGUGCUGAUCUUGACUGGGUUGUGGUGAAACUACAGCCGGUCAGACCCACAGAGCCAGUAAGAGAGGCCACUGAUGAUGAUGCUGCAUGGGCUAAAAAGAAGGGGGACUAUGCUCCUUUGGAGCAGUCCUACCUCAUAGAUAACGAAAAGUGGGUCAAUGCAAACAAAAAGUGCAUGGCUUUCAUAAAGAAUACAAUUGAGAGUGCCAUUAUGGGCUCCAUUGCAGAGUGCACUUCCGCAGGGGAGUUGCUUGCAAAGAUAAAGAGCCAGUUCACUGGCUCUUCAAAGAUCUAUGCCACCCAUGUGUUAGAGCAACUGGUGACAGAACGCUACACAGGUGGUAAUCGUGGAAUAAGAGAGCACAUCCUCAGGAUGAGUAAUAUGGCAGCAAAGCUCAAGCACAUGGAUGCGGAUUUGGAGAUCAAAACAGCGCUCCUGGUCCACCUGGUCAUGGCUUCACUGCCACAUGAGUUUGCAACUUUUGUUGUAAAUUAUAAUAUGUCACCUGGAACAUGGGACAUUGAAAAGACAAUAGCAAUGUGUGUCCAAGAAGAGGACAGACUCAAAGCCGCACAUGGUGGUUCAAUCAACUAUGUGAAGGAUUGGAAGAAAAAGAACUACAAUCAAAACAACAAAAGUUCUCCUUCAAAGAAUGGAAAAGCCCCCUAUCAGCAUCAGCAUUAGCAACAGUCUUUCUCAGUGGACAAAGACACGUGUCUCCACUGCAAGCAGAAAGGGCACUACAAGAAAGACUGCGCUGCUUGGCUGAAGUCAGUCAUGGCAAAAAGAGGUAACAAUAUAGUUUCAUUUGUCAAUGAAUCCUUGUAUACACAGUUUUCAAAAUCCCUUGGUGGAUUGAUUCAGGAGCAACUGUUCAUGUUGCAAAUUCUUUACAGGGAUUCCA